Messenger RNA from Rhipicephalus sanguineus (brown dog tick), 3250 nucleotides. RefSeq lists its product as uncharacterized. NCBI's taxonomy places the organism in Eukaryota, Metazoa, Arthropoda, Arachnida, Ixodida, Ixodidae. The transcript has a single exon. Bases 244 to 882 code for a protein of 212 amino acids. The record is from RefSeq and is a predicted model, not a curated record.
UCCAGUGGCUACGUGCCCAAUGAUUGCACGCCGUGUUUUCCCGACUGAAGCAAACGACCUUGGUGCCGGGCGGCGCGACGCGGGGAGGAGCGCGUCUUGUUUUUUCAUUACAUCGGCCAGCCUUCGCCGCGUCAGCUGGCUGGCUCGGCCGCUCGGCCCGCAGAAGCACGGCGCGCGUGAUCGGAAGCAGCGCACUUUUCGGUCAGUUCAGCGGACGACGAUGAUACUUCCCAGGUGGUGGCGAUGAGCGGCACUACCAGGCUGCUUGCACUGUACUUCCUGUCGAGUGCCGUGCACGGCGUGCUUGCCAAGCCGCAGAACGCGGCAGGGGAAGGCCUGGUCGCGGCGCGGGAUGUCCUGUCCAUGCUCGAGACGACGACGCUGCAGAAUGUGGUGCUCCAAGACCGCACGUUCCGCGUCGGCAUCGGCCCGUUCAACGGCGACGCCUCUCUCUCCAACGGGACUCUGCGCAGCGUCUCCGGUGUGCGAGCCGUCAACCUGACGCCGGCCGAGGACUCCGGGCCUUCGGUGAUUCGCGCCGACCUGCCCCUGAGUGAGAUGGUCAUCCGCUACGACGCCAACGUUACGUUCAACUCGCGCAGCGAGCUGGCCGAAAUGUACGUCGACGUGGACUCCCUCGUGCUGGUCGUGGAGCUGAGCCACGAGGGCAAGGGCCAGCUGGAGCUGCAGUCUGUCGAGGCCCGUGACACGGCUGAGAUGCGCGUGAGGUUCAUCGGCCUCCGCGUGUUUCAGGCGCAGAGUGAUCUGCUCUCGUUACUCUUCCGCGGUGCGUUUAGCUUCGACAUCGAGGACGAAGUGGUGGCCAUCGUCGAGGACGUUCUGCGCGAGCUCGUCGACUCCCACAACAUCAACAACCUGUGAUACUCUUGCCGAAUCGGCAGCGAAAACUGCUUGGCAGACAAUGUCGUGUUCCUACCACUGUGCUGGUCAUGUGCCGAUCGUCGCUUUCGUGACUAUUAGGGCAAUCCUGUCUGGUCUCUUUCACACGAGACGCCUCGUUCUUAAAAGUGGAUAUAUAUCUGUCCGGAAAGCGUAGAUUUCCUUUACUUUGUAGUUUGUAUAUUCUGGUAAGCAUGCUAUCAGACUCUCUGUGGCAUCAAACAUUUGCUGCGGUUAACAAACGUGACUUGGCGUACCUGUCGUGUUGUGGGCAUAACGCGUAGGCGCAGUCGCUGUCGUACAGCUGGGAUUUACGCUUUUUUAGUCCGUAAGUCUUCCCCGUACAUGGUGUUGUGUAUUUCACGUAUGUGCAUCUAUAAAUAGGCUGAUAAGUCUCCUGUUGCAAUAACUUGUCUGAUUGAGACAGCACGCUACCGCAAUAAUCGCCAUUGCCACGGUAAUAGUAGCCUUAGUUCAAGAAACAACUAUUGAGCAAGGUUUUUUUUUUCUUUGUAAACGCAACAUUUUUCUUUGUCUAACAUGUCCAAAGCGUGUCUGCUACCUCUUCUAACGGUUGCCUGUGCGUCUUUGUUCUUUGAGCAAUGUAGUUUCACAUAGAAGAAUCUAUUUUUGGACGAGCUGGUACUAGUUGAACAUCUUGAUGGGGUAGCGCAAAAUACGAAGACACUAGGCAGGAAUGUACACAUGACAGCGUUGUCCUGUUCCUUCCUGCAUUACAUCUUUUGCGCUGCCCCAUCAAGAGUUUCUCAUAGGUCACUUACUAUGUGGGUGCCAGUUGUCGCUCGUGUUCUUAGUCUUUGUAUAUGUCACUGUGCCUGCCUUCUUUACACUGUACGAACGACUUGAUUCGCAGCUUGCGUAUGGCGCAGCGAAAAUUGGAGUUUGAGAUGAGUUAGCAACGCUUAUCGUUCCACUUCAGCCCCUCAGUGUUGUAACAAUACGGAAGGCCGACAUGCUGGCUCGACACAGCAUUUGAGGCAACUUGUGCUGCGCAACAGAAACAGCGCCCUUGAAGUUGUUCGGAGUCUCACAACGCUGGCCUGAGAAAGUGAGUAGCACGAAGUAGAGAUGAAUCUGACUCUGUAAAACGCAAGACCAGCGAAUUAAAUAAGGGACCUAAAAACUAGCUUCAUCGCCAUUAUUUCGUGUACAGCGCAGUGCACUGUUCAUCUCGUAAAACACUCGUAAUCGCGCUGACUCGAUAACGUUAUAACAUUCAGGGACAUUGCUAGCGCAUCUCCUGUGGUACAAGACGGACGUCGUCGCAUGUCCAAGACCAUAUCUACGUCACUGUUAGGCUCGCACAGAAGCUAUCUACCAACGUGAUGUCUCUUCUCGUUUUGUUUAUCCUUCCUUAUUGCGAAAGUGGCCCAUUUUUGUCAUUAUUGUCAUGCGACAAAAGAUUGUUAUCUAGCAAGCGCUUCUAAUUGUUCAUUUCUUUCAGUACUCGAAAUGUAAAUUCAUGCACUUGUUAAUGACUUCUGGUCAUAAUUGCUUUUUUUUAUUUAUUUGCGAAUAUUUAAGUUAUUAGAACAUAGAGCAGCCUGCAGCAAACUAAAAUUUCGAAGGCGGCAUUUCACGAACAAACCGUGAAGUUCGUUUCACACUACGAAGAAAGAAAACAAAAAAAAUAUAGGGUAAAGUAUUGCUAAAAAGUUUUCCGCUAUACAUAUCUACACAGAGCAGACUGUUUUGCUGUUUAUUCGGCGUAUCCAUGGUUGAGGUCUCUGCAUUCGCUCUGUGAACCUUCCAAUUGUAUCUUGGCUUUGAUGAUAAAGUCGGUGGCAGUUACCGCUGGCCCUUACGCAGUUUGUGUCUCGUCUAAAUUAUUCUUUCCUCGUCGUCUCGCGACUCAACCGUCCUUUCCUCCUGCCCCCUCCAUUCCGUUGUUAUUUCAGCUGCGCGACCUACGCGCUGAGAGCGGUUCCCGGGCGCGGAAAAUGUAUGCAUGGGCUGUUUGCGAGCGCAGCUGACUGAGCACAAAAUGCUGGCGUCGCCAUGACAAUGUUUGAAUGUAGGUCCGAAAUAACGUCGCCAGCGGCAACGAUGCGCGACUUUUGCGCAUGCCAGCAGGUGCUGCACGCGUAGCGCUUUUAGCCAAGCUUCUCAUUGGAUAACUUCAAACCCUGAUGCCAUUCGUUGAGUCUGCUUUAUGAUUAUCUGCGUGCGUGCUCGGUGAAUGGGUGUUUAUUUAUCGAACGUUAAUAUACGGUUUGUAUAUACUACGCGUGUACCCCCUCUCUGGACCUCUGUUUUUUUUUCUGUUUUUUUUUUUAUUUCGUAUAUCAAGCGUGUCAAAUAAAGAUUGCACUGUGAUAUUUAUGUCCAA